Molecule: messenger RNA, 1041 nt
Organism: Ectocarpus siliculosus
Lineage: Eukaryota; Phaeophyceae; Ectocarpales; Ectocarpaceae
Source: the annotation of a GenBank genome assembly
GUUCUGUGUUGUGUCUCUACUCUGCCUUCUUAGAGCGGCACUCCCUGCCCCACUAGGGCAAAAGAGCGUGGUGUCAAUUGAAACAUGGUGAAGGUAGCGGUCGGCCAAAUGACUUCUACUUCGAGCAAGCUGCAAAACUAUCAGGUCUGUGCUAGGCUAGCAAAAGAGGCACGAGAGGCGGGCGCCUCGUUUCUUGCGUUGCCGGAAUGCUUCAAUUUCAUCGGGGAACACUGGCGGGAAGCUGUCGAGGCGGCGGAACCUCUGACCGGACCUUCCAUGAAUCGAUACUGCAGCCUCGCGAGGGAACAUGGCAUGUGGCUGUCGCUUGGGGGGUUCCAAGAGAGCGUGCCACCGGAACCGGUGUCUCCCGCCCGCCACACAGCAUCCACGGAAGAGGCACAAGAAUCACGGCAACCCGUUCCUGCUGCUGAAAGCCACCGGAGCAAGGUGUUCAACACUCACGUCGUCAUUUCCGAGAACGGCGACAUCCGGGCGGCAUACCGAAAAAUACACCUGUUCGAUGUCGAUAUCCCCGGUGGCCCGGUUCUCAUGGAAUCUCGAUAUACUCAAGCGGGCCGUGAAAUGUCGGUUUGCGACGACUCUCCGGCUGGCAGCUUGGGGCUGUCGACCUGCUACGACCUGAGGUUCCCAGAGAUGUACACCUGCCUCGGUAUGGCUUCCCAGGUCGUGCUAGUUCCAAGCGCCUUCACCGUUCCCACAGGCGAGGCCCACUGGGAGACCCUCCUACGGGCUAGGGCUAUCGAAACACAAGCUUACGUCAUAGCUUCCGCCCAGGUGGGCCAGCACAACGAGAAACGGGCGUCCUACGGACACUCGCUCAUCGUGGAUCCAUGGGGAAAGGUUUUGGCGGAUGCGGGGAGCGAAGAGUCCCCAUGUAUCCGCACAGUGGAGAUAGACCUGCCUAAGGUCGACGAGGUUCGAAGAGGCAUGCCGAUUCAAGAGCAUCGACGGGCCGCGGGCCCGCUGUUCGCCCAACAACUGCUGGGAGAUUUCGCCGACUUGAGACAGCCGGCCUUGUAG